Molecule: messenger RNA, 1664 nt
Organism: Morus notabilis
Lineage: Eukaryota; Viridiplantae; Streptophyta; Magnoliopsida; Rosales; Moraceae
Product: glutamate receptor 3.7
Exons: 3
Biological process (GO): G protein-coupled receptor signaling pathway
Cellular component (GO): plasma membrane
Molecular function (GO): G protein-coupled receptor activity; glutamate-gated receptor activity
Source: RefSeq, a predicted model, not a curated record
CUUUUCAGGUGCUAGAGCAAGGGGUAGUGGCUAUGAUUGGCCCACAGUCCUCAGCAAUAGCUCACAUACUUUCUGGAAUUGCUAAUGGUCUACAAGUUCCUAUUGUCUCCUAUGGUGCAACCGAUCCUACUCUAUCUGCUCUGCAAUUCCCUUACUUCCUCCGAACUACGCAUAGCGACGCCUACCAAAUGGAUGCCAUGGCUGAUCUGAUAGAGUUUUAUGGUUGGAAAGAGUUCAUUGUCAUAUAUGUGGAUAAUGAUUAUGGCAGGAACGGUGUAUCCGCAUUCGAAGAUGAGCUCGAUAAGAGAACACUGAGAAUUGCCUAUAAAUUGCCUCUGCCUAUUCAGUUCAAUAUGAGCUACGUAACUGAAGUGCUCAAAAGCUCCAAGUCGUUUGGUCCUCGUGUCUAUGUUGUUCAUGUUGAUCCCGAUCCUUUGUUGAAAAUCUUCACUGUUGCAAAAAGGCUACAAAUGAUGACUAGCAAUUAUGUGUGGUUCGCAACGGAUUGGCUCUCUACGACCAUAGAUUCGUACUCUCCAAUGAUGAGUCGAACCUCUCUUGGUGUUCUUCAAGGCGUGGUCACGCUUCGCCAACACAUUCCAAAAUCCACUCGGAAACAAGCCUUUUUGUCUAAGUGGAGAAAACUGCAGCGGGCAGGUUUAGUGAGCUCCGAGUUGAAUAACUAUGGACUUUAUGCUUACGAUGCAGUUUGGACGGUUGCCUAUUCCAUUGAUAGAUUUAUAAAAAAAUAUGGAAAUGUAUCAUUCUCUUUAAAUGAUAAGUUACUUAGUGUUAAAGGAACUGAACUUCAGCUGGGGAAGCUCAAAGUAUUUGAUGGUGGAGCUAUUCUUCUUAAGGAAUUAUUGGAGACGAACUUCACUGGUUUAACUGGUCAGAUUAGAUUUGAUGAAGCCAGGAACUUAAUCAAUAGCGGUUAUGAUGUCAUCAAUAUCGACCAAAGGGAAAUUCGUACAAUUGGUUUUUGGUCCAAUUACACUGGAUUUUCUGUUUCCCCACCAGAAGCUGUAAAAGUGAAGAAAGUUAGCUAUUCCCCUUGGGAUCAGAAGCUUAACAAUGUUACUUGGCCCGGGGGAGAGACAACAACACCGCGAGGUUGGGUGAUUGCAGUUGAUGAAAAGCCUUUGAGAAUUGUGGUGCCAAACAGGACAAGUUUUGUUGAGUUUGUUACAGAAUACAACAACCACGACAUAAAGGGAUACUGCAUCGACAUAUUCACGGAAGCGUGUAAAUUAAUCCCUUAUGAAGUUCCCUUCAGAUUGGAGCCUUUUGGAGAUGGUCACUCAAAUCCCAAAUAUGAUCAGCUUGUGAAAAUGGUUGAGAGUGAUGUAUUCGAUGCUGCUGUUGGGGACAUCACAAUUGUAAAAAACAGGACGGAGAUUGUGGAUUUUUCUCAGCCUUAUGCUAGUACUGGUCUUGUGAUAGUGGCACCUAUCAGCCAUCCGAAAACAAAUGCUUGGGUGUUUCUCAAGCCAUUCACAUGGGAGUUGUGGUGUGUCACUGUUGGUUCUUUUGUGAUGAUUGCAGUUGUUAUGUGGACUCUUGAGCAUCGAGUCAAUGACGAUUUUCGAGGCCCCCCUAAAAGGCAACUUGCUACAAUGUUUCUGUUUAGCUUUUCAACACUAUUUAAGAAAAACCGUAAGUAA